This is a messenger RNA of Cylas formicarius (sweet potato weevil), 1923 nucleotides long. Its product is annotated as peroxisomal N(1)-acetyl-spermine/spermidine oxidase-like. The record is from RefSeq and is a predicted model, not a curated record. The coding region runs from base 226 to 1824 and encodes 532 amino acids. Gene Ontology annotation, molecular function: polyamine oxidase activity. The transcript has 8 exons. NCBI's taxonomy places the organism in Eukaryota, Metazoa, Arthropoda, Insecta, Coleoptera, Brentidae.
GCUGAUCGAACACAUACUGUAAAUUGGAAGCAUUUAGGCAAGAAAAUAUUCUCUUAUAAGAUGUUUUUCCCGUCAUUUACAAAUCUGAAUGCAAACAACUAAAGAAUGGUUUGUAUUUCCGGCGUCUUAAAAAAAUGGCCCGCUGACGUCAAGUUUUGACAAAAAUAGUAAUCAGAUGCCAUUGUCAGAUAUUUUCAUAAAAACCAAAUUCUCAGUACAUAAAGAAUGAUAAUUCAGGCGUUCAGGACGUUUCUCACAACUCACGGGGCAAGGUUUGGCAAAAUUGUAAAAAACCUGAGAAAACUACAUCUUUCAACUAGACGUCAAGCGAACGCUCCAUCGGGCAACUACCAAACAUGCACCGUAACAGAUACAAUGGUAGAUCCUUGUAAAAUAGAACCAUCUGUGGUAAUCAUAGGCGCCGGAAUCGCAGGACUUUCUGUGGCUCAGAGACUUGCCCAGUGCGGUCUGAACAAAUUUACUGUUUUGGAGGCUACCGAAAGACCUGGAGGCAGAGUCCAUUCGUGUUGGUUGAGCGAUGUAGUUGCCGAAAUGGGUUGUCAGUGGAUAUUCGGCGCUUGUGUGGGUAAUCCCGUUUACACUUUGGCGGCCCAAGAAGGAUUGCUGAAGCCUCCGCUGAGAAGGGCGGAUUCUUCGACUGGGUUGUUCUGUACCAGUGAUGGAAGGGCCGUGGAUCAAGCGGUCGCACUGAUGGCUUACCAUUGUUUUGGCGCCAUUAAAUCAGAAGCUAUGAAGUUAUUCACUGUCGGUUGCGGAAAGGAUCAUGGCUCCUUGCUGAACUAUAUGAGUUUGCGGAUACAUCAGGAGUUGCUGAAAUUUCCUGAAGACAUGAGAUAUGACGCUGCGAGAAUCAUGUAUGGUCAAACAAAUCGGAUAAAAUAUUUAAUGGGCGAUGAUUUGUGCAAAGUCAGUGCCGAUAACUUCGGAAGUUACAUUCAAAUACCUGGAGGUAGCGUUCAGAUUCCGCUAGGGUUUGUAGGCGUUUUAUCCCCUCUCCUUAAGGAACUUCCCGAUUGUAGUGUGAAAUUUGGGAAACCCGUGAGUCUUAUUAGAUGGGGCGCAGUCCAAAGCAGGGGAAGCAAAGGUGUUCCGCGCAGCGUGGUGCAGUGUUGUGACGGCGAAGAAUUUUACGCGGACUAUGUCGUUAUAACCGUGUCUCUGGGGGUCCUCAAGGAACACGCUGAGAAAAUGUUUUGUCCUGCUUUACCUGCCAGUAAAAUGAACGCCAUUAAAUCAUUAGGUUACGGUAACGUGGACAAAAUUUUCCUGGACUACGACAAACCUUUCUGGGUGUGGUCUGAAGGAAGUAUUAAAUUCGCUUGGUCUCCGGACGAGCUUGCUCAUCGAACUGAUUGGACCAAAGGAUUGGUGUCUGUUGAGGAAGUAGAAGGAAGUAAACACGUACUUUGUGCUUUUAUUGCCGGUCCAGAGUCUAUUGUUAUGGAACAGGCUUCAGAUGAAGAAGUCGCGGAAGGUGUGACAAAGGUGCUUCGACAGUUCACAGGAGAUGCGUCGCUGCCGUAUCCAUCAACAAUCCUCAGGAGCAAAUGGGCUUCAGACCCAUAUUUCUGUGGUUCCUACAGUUACAUGAACGUCGAUUCCAAUGUAGGUCACAUAUGCGAUUUAAGUUGUCCAAUACCGGGAUCGUGUGAUCCUGUCCCGCCCAUCUUGAUGUUUGCUGGUGAAGCCACCUGUGCUGGACACCAUUCGUCAGUGCAUGGAGCUAGAUUGAGUGGGAUACGCGAAGCGGAGAGAAUAGUACAACUGACUAAGAAAUUCGGUGGCCCACCGCCGAAAUCCUAAGGCGGAUAGAAACGAGUCGCAGUAAUUGCAGAUAAAUAUAUUUGCUUAAGAGUCAACGUUGCACAACAGUAAUUUAUAUAUAUAAUAUUUUGGUCCUUU